ACUCUUGAAUCAUUUUUCUAGGGUUUUCUUUUUUAAAAAGAGAAAGUUACUUUUACCUUGCGCGAGUUGAUUUGACUAAGGGAUCGUGUAAUGGUUUGGUGUAGAUAUUUUUUAUUUUUGAGAAAUUGGGCAUCUUCAGAACCACUACUUUCUCAUGCAAUGUCCUUAUAGGGUUUUAGACUAAAAGUUGCUCUACCAUUUGAGUAUGUUUGAUUUUAAAUGAAAUUGCUCUAUCAUUUGAUAUGGUUUUCGAAUCUUGGUUAGUUUGAUUUAAUUAAGCUAUCGUGUAAUCUUGUCGGUGAGAAAUCUAGCAUCUUUAGAAUCAUUUCCUUCUCUUUCAACUUCCUUCUAUGAUUUUAGACCACAAAUAAGUACUCUGCUUCAACCAGAUUUUCUGAUCUUUCAUUAUAUGGUUUUGUGCAAUUUGAUCUAAUAGAAUGGUCGUAUGAUACUUUUAGUUUAGACAUUUCUUCUUUCUAAGAAAUCUUACACGUUUAGAACCAUUUCGUUUUCUUCCAACCUUAUUCUAGAGUUUUGUCUCAAAAGUUACUAUAUUGUAAGCAGAUUUUCUAAUUUUGCGUCAUAUGGUGUAUAAUCUCAUGCAAUUGGAUUUAAUUAGGUGGUAUUGUAAUAUAUGGUUGUGCAUAUCUCUUAGCUCCGAGUGAUCUUGCAUCUUAAGAAGCAAUUUCCCACUUUCUAUUGUUCUUCCAGGGUUUUUGCGCACAAGAUGGAUUGGCAAGGGCAGAAGCGUGCGGAGAUCUUGAUGCAGAUCUUACUCCUAGUCUCCGGCAUCGCCGCCUUUGCAAUCGGCUACAUAAUGGGAUCCUUUCAGAUGAUGCUGCUCAUCUAUGCUGGUGGGGUUGUCCUCACCGCACUGGUGACUGUUCCCAAUUGGCCGUUCUUUAAUCGCCAUCCUCUGAAAUGGCUGGAGCCUAGCGAAGCCGAUCGCCACCCAAAGCCUCAGGUGAGUACUACUGCAGGACCGAAGAAGAAGGCGUCCAAGAACAAGUAGCAAAGUAUGUUCUUGAACUGCUAUUAUCAUGAUCUUUCUAGGGUUUCUAUUUUGCUGAUCAGAGAUGUCUCUGAUAGUGGAAUGUUGGGGUUCUUGUUGUUUAUUUUAAGUACUUUUACAGUGAUUAGAAUGACAAUUUUGCCAAUGGAUUAUGGAAUUUGAUAUUCUAACUCAAUGAAACUCCUAAAGUAGUUUUCAUUCUCUUA
Molecule: messenger RNA, 1218 nt
Organism: Ananas comosus (pineapple)
Lineage: Eukaryota; Viridiplantae; Streptophyta; Magnoliopsida; Poales; Bromeliaceae
Product: probable signal peptidase complex subunit 1
Exons: 2
Coding region: 728-1012 (94 amino acids)
Biological process (GO): protein targeting to ER
Cellular component (GO): signal peptidase complex; endoplasmic reticulum membrane
Source: RefSeq, a predicted model, not a curated record